Molecule: messenger RNA, 684 nt
Organism: Eutrema salsugineum
Lineage: Eukaryota; Viridiplantae; Streptophyta; Magnoliopsida; Brassicales; Brassicaceae
Exons: 1
Coding region: 1-684 (227 amino acids)
Source: RefSeq, a predicted model, not a curated record
AUGAGGAAGGAUUGGAACACAAAGUUUGGUGGGUCAUCCAAAGUGUUUGCAUCCGGCAACAGCAAACAAAUCAAAUCUGGGGUUGCAAGAGUGUUUACAAUGAUAGAUCCCCGAAAGCCUUUGCCUGAGGCGGUAAACAUCCAAUUCGACUCUGAAAACAUUAGGAGAGUGCUGGUAUCAAGCCCAUGGAUGCCUUCGGUGUGCCAACACUGCAAAGAAGUUGGGCAUAGUCUCAAGCACUAUAAAUUUGCUCCUAUAAAGUGCCUUAAAUGCAAAGCAACUGCUCACGACAAUGAGAGUUGCCCCAAGCUUAAACCCCCAGGUUCCAAGGAUCCUAAAUCAAGGCGGGGCAGAGCUAAGAGCCAUGACGUGAAUAUGGAGAAUAAGAAUAUGAGCGUUGCCAAAUAUUCUAUGGAGGUGAUGAGAUUCAGUGAAUCUUCUUUGGGAAUGUCUAAGUUGGAAGACAAUGAAGAAUCUAGUGAAGUUGUGCAUAAUAAAAGCAAGGUUUCGGCUGACACUGAUGCUGUUGAGAGUGCUCUUUCUGAUGUUGAACUAGAUUCAUAUGAUAUCGAUUCAGGCGACUCUCAGAGCCCGGACGAACCACAGAUGUCUCAAGGCUUUCAACAGGUUGUCUCUAAAAAGAAGAAGAAGAGUUCUAGGGGCAAGGGCCCCAACCUCGCAUAA